GGCUUGAUGUGAAGUUUCGCAGUAAACGAUAAUAAUCUAUAAUUUAAUCCAGUUUUUUAAUAAUCUAAAAAUAAAAAAAUUAAAUCAAUAUUUUCUUCUGUUGCUGGGAGGGAGGGAGCGAGCAAGAGCGAUAUAAGCAUUGCGAGGAAAGGCGAAGCAGUGAUCCCUUGCCUCUUUGCGGUUCGAUUUCAGAUUGAAGAAAAAGAAGAAAAGGGAAGAAGAUGGGAGAGAGGAAGGUAUUGAACAAGUACUACCCUCCGGAUUUUGAUCCGUCAAAGCUACCAAGAAUAAGAAGACCAAAGAACCAACAAAUCAAGGUGCGAAUGAUGCUUCCCAUGAGUAUUCGCUGCAACACUUGUGGUAACUACAUCUAUAAAGGCACUAAGUUCAAUUCUCGCAAAGAAGACGUUAUUGGCGAGACAUAUUUGGGAAUCCAAAUAUUCAGGUUCUACUUCAAAUGCACCCGAUGCUCUGCUGAGCUUACAAUGAAGACAGACCCACAGAAUUCGGACUAUGUUGUUGAGUCUGGUGCAACACGAAAUUUUGAACCAUGGCGAGCAGAGGAUGAGGAAGCAGAGAGUCAGAAACAGAAAAGGGAUGCUGAAGAAAUGGGUGAUGUCAUGAAAUCUUUGGAGAACAGAACGUUGGAUUCAAAAAGAGAGAUGGACAUCCUUGCUGCAUUGGAUGAAAUGAAGUCCAUGAGGUCAAGACAUGCAACUGUGACUGUUGAUGAAAUGCUGGAGGCCUUGCAGAACACAGCUGAGCAAAAGGAGAAGAAGUUGGAAGAAGAGGAUGAGGCACUCAUUAAAUCAAUAGUAUUUCAUGGGUCUGAAAAUUUUGUUCGAAGGAUCCAUGAUGAAGAUUUUGAUGAUGAUGAUAAUGAUGAUGUAAAUCCAACUAGCAAUGGUGAAACAUCUAGUGAUAAUUUUAAGAGGAGGAAGGUUGCCGAAGAACUUCCUAGUAAGCCAACAGAUUCCUUGACAAAAGCCAGUUCUUUUGACAGGCCAAACAAAAAAGAAAAUUCAGGCAGUUCAGGUCAAAAUGAUGCUAAAUUCAUUUUCAAGUCAUCAUCAGUGAAAGUCUCUGUUGUUAAGAGACCAGUUGUGGCUUCCAAGGGUGACAAUCUGGCAAAACUAGAAGAAAGAAAACAAGAGGAAGAGAAAGAGCCUAAAAAUGAUGGUACAAGCACUGGACUGCAAUCAUUAUGCCAAUAUUAUGAAAGUGAUGAAGACAAUUAGUGACUGCCAGUAAGCUGGGCUAGCUCAUCAGCUUUUCAGUGGAGGAUGAAGCUUGCAGUCUUCUGCAAUGAAUUUGCUUGAUUGGAUGGUUUUGUAUAACAACAUUAUAUAGUGCUUCUCUGUCUAACCUGAUCCUUUGGGGACACUCCCACAGGGUUGGAUUCAUAUUAGCUUCUUGGCCAAUUUAUCUUUGUAGUGAGUUCUGAACAUUCUAAUCCUGCAACGGUUCCUCUUCGCAUCUUCAAAACUAUCUUGGAGAUCAUUAUGCCAUUGAUCCCAUGACACAACCUUUCUCCCAUACUCCCAAGUUUCUGCUUCCUCUCUGCUGCUUUUCCCCUUUCAGUCGUCUGCAUUUGCUUUAUUUCUGGUUCUAGCAGUUGACUAGGUUCUUUUGGCUCCAUCUUUAGCCCUUGUCUCUUAGCCCUAGGAGGUCCACUUUUGCUAGUAGGUUUUCCCAGAAAACACAUUUACUCUGGUGUGGAUUGUCGCUGCAUGGCAGGCAGUUCAGUUUACUUAGCUCUUAUUGUUUCUGUUUACUCUGGUCUCUUAUCAUCUUGUUCACUCAGUUUACACUUCAAAUCCAUUUACGGUGGUCUCUUAUCAUCUUGUCAUUCUGUUGGCUGUACUCAACCUGUGCGUAAUAGCUCACUGAUCGAGCUCUUGAUUCGAAGAUGAACAGGGCUAAGCAAUUUACCAAAGUAGUGGGAUGUAAAAAGGUCUUAGUAAAAUCAUUCUUCUAAGGCUUUGUCUAGUAUAUUAAAUCUAAAAUUUUUAUGAAAAUUUGAAGUCUUAUUUAAGAUCAAAA
Molecule: messenger RNA, 2043 nt
Organism: Vitis vinifera (wine grape)
Lineage: Eukaryota; Viridiplantae; Streptophyta; Magnoliopsida; Vitales; Vitaceae
Exons: 10
Coding region: 222-1238 (338 amino acids)
Biological process (GO): mRNA splicing, via spliceosome
Cellular component (GO): U2-type catalytic step 1 spliceosome
Source: RefSeq, a predicted model, not a curated record